This is a messenger RNA of Sorghum bicolor (sorghum), 1588 nucleotides long. Its product is annotated as alcohol dehydrogenase-like 2. The record is from RefSeq and is a predicted model, not a curated record. Lineage: Eukaryota; Viridiplantae; Streptophyta; Magnoliopsida; Poales; Poaceae. Gene Ontology annotation, biological process: formaldehyde catabolic process. Gene Ontology annotation, cellular component: cytosol. Gene Ontology annotation, molecular function: S-(hydroxymethyl)glutathione dehydrogenase [NAD(P)+] activity; zinc ion binding. The transcript is spliced from 10 exons. The coding region runs from base 376 to 1551 and encodes 391 amino acids.
UGGCACCCAAGCAAGCAGACCCACAACACAAUGCUCUUUUUCUUUAGCGGUGAUGACAGCUCGGUGACCUAUAUCGUGGGCAGGCCGGUGAGGGCACUACCCGCAGCCCGCAGCUACUGUUGAGCCACAUGAGAUUUCUGAAGCUAGCUGAGCAGACAAAAACCUACCUAACCAAUUUCGUCCUUCAUUAUUAUAGAAGAUAGUAGAAAAUUACGUUUUGCUUUACCCCCACUUGACACGCCUGCUGUUUGCCACAGCUUCACAGGACAUCAUCGCAUCGCACUCGCACCUCGAGCGAGCGAGAGCUGUGGCGUCCUCUGACCGGGUGGUGGCCGUGGCGGCGGCGAUGGAGCAGAGCGCCGCGAAGCCCAUCAGAUGCAGAGCUGUGAUCGUCGCGCAGCGGCGGUGAGCAAGGCGCCGGGGCGGCCGCUGGAGAUGGAGGAGGUGGAGGUGGCGCCGCCGCGGGCGCACGAGGUCCGCGUCAGGAUCAUCUGCACCUCGCUCUGCCACACGGACGUCACCUUCUGGUGCAUGAAGGAUUUGCCGGCCAUGUAUCCGUCCAUCCUCAGGCACGAAGCAGUAGGCGUGGUGGAGAGCGUGGGGGAGCAUGUCCAGGAGGUGGCCGUGGGGGACACGGUGGUGCCGGUGUUCCUGCCGCAGUGCGGCGAGUGCGACGACUGCCUGUCCGCCCGCAGCAACAUCUGCUCCGUGCUGGCGCACCGCCCGGGCCACAUGCCGCGGGACGGCACCACGCGCUUCUCGCUCGCCGCCUCGGGCGAGCCCGUCCACACCUUCCUGUGCGUCUCCAGCUUCGCCGAGUACACGGUGGUGGACGUCGGCCACGUCGUCAAGCUCGCCGCCGUCGGCCCCGCCCCCGCGCUGCCGCCGGAGAAGGCGUGCCUGCUCAGCUGCGGCGUCGCCACAGGCGUUGGUGCAGCUUGGAAGGUUGCCGCAGUGGCGGCCGGUUCAACUGUUGCUGUCUUCGGACUCGGCACCGUCGGGUUAGCGGUAGCGCAAGGGUCCAAAAUGCGUGGUGCCAAGAGAAUCAUUGGGGUGGAUCUAAAUCCGGACAAGAUGGAGAUCGCAAAGAGGUUAGGGAUCACCGACUUCGUGAAUCCAAAUGAGACCGGGGGAAAGGCUGUCAGCGAGGUCAUCACGGAGAUGACCGGCGGCGGCGCCGAUUACUGCUUCGAGUGCGUCGGCUCCACCUCGCUCAUGGCGGAAGCCUUCAAAAGCUCUCGGAAGGGCUGGGGGAAGACGAUCAUCCUGGGCACCGAUGCCGGAGCGGCACCCUUCAGCAUAUCGUCGUCGGACAUCAAGCGAGGGCGGUCGGUCACCGGCGGGCUCCUCGGCGGGAUCAAGCCCAAGAACGACAUCCCCGUGCUGGCGCAGAAGUACCUGGACAAGGAGCUGGAGCUGGACGAGUUCAUCACGCACCAGGUGGGCUUCGAGGACAUAAACCGCGCCUUCGACCUGCUCCAGCAGGGGAGGUGCCUCCGCUGCAUCAUCUGGAUGGACGACGGCGCCAAGGAGAACGGCGCGCUCGCAUGACAGACUUGUCAGUGUCUGUUCGUCACUGUCGACACCA